Molecule: messenger RNA, 1174 nt
Organism: Rubroshorea leprosula
Lineage: Eukaryota; Viridiplantae; Streptophyta; Magnoliopsida; Malvales; Dipterocarpaceae
Source: the annotation of a GenBank genome assembly
GGCAGGUAAAAGUGCUGAGACAGAGGGGUUUGUUUUGUGUGUGUUUUGUUGGUGUUAGGUUCAAUUGAAUCUGAUGGAGUCACCGUUCAAGGCAGAUAUAUUGAAGGGGAAGGUGGCCCUGAUAACAGGAGGAGGAUCUGGAAUUGGGUUCGAGAUAUCAACACAGUUCGGUAAGCAUGGAGCCUCCAUCGCUAUCAUGGGUCGACGGAAGCAAGUGCUCGACUCUGCUGUGUCCACCCUUCAAUCUCUUGGGAUUAAGGCAGCUGGGUUUGAGGGCGAUGUCCGCAAACCAGAUGAUGCAAGAAGAGUGGUUGAAUCUACUUUCAAGCACUUUGGUCAGGUUGAUAUUCUUGUGAAUGCUGCUGCUGGAAAUUUUCUUGUGUCUGCUGAGGAUUUGUCCCCUAACGGAUUUAAAACAGUAAUGGAUAUUGAUUCUGUUGGCACAUUCACAAUGUGCCAUGAGGCACUUAAGUAUCUUAAAAAGGGAGCACCAGGAAGGGGCUCGACUAAUGGAGGGUUGAUUUUGAAUAUUAGUGCUACUUUACAUUAUACAGCUUCAUGGUAUCAAAUACACGUCUCUGCAGCAAAGGCAGCUGUUGAUGCCACCACUAGAAACUUGGCACUGGAAUGGGGAACAGACUAUGACAUUCGAGUCAAUGGGAUUGCCCCAGGCCCCAUUGGUGAUACUCCUGGCAUGAGUAAACUUGCACCUGAUGAGAUUGAGAGCAAAGCUCGAGACUACAUGCCACUGUAUAAACUAGGGGAGAGGUGGGAUAUUGCCAUGGCUGCACUCUACCUUGCUUCAGAUGCUGGGAAAUAUGUCAAUGGAACCACUCUUAUAGUUGAUGGGGGACUUUGGCUUAGCCGGCCUCGCCAUCUACCAAAAGAGGUUGUCAAACAGCUGUCUCGAGCAGUUGAAAAGAGGUCUAGAGAAAAACCAGUUGGAGUUCCAACCAGCAAACUCUAAACCUGCCUGAUGAUCACGGUUGAGCUCCUGCACCAGCUACAGCUGCAGCAAUUCUAUGUUUGAUGUUUGUAUACGUUUAACCAUGGAAUAAUUAAUUCUGUCUCAAAACACUAUCCAUCAUGACUUCCAUCUAUAUUGCACAAAAUGCAAGUUAUCUUAUUAAAAUAAUUCUACAGAGUAAAACGUCCUGUUUGUUCUUUGUUUCAA